AUGAUUGAUCCAUACUCAUAUUUUGAUCGAUAUAGUAAAACGAAAAUUUUUCAACUUCAAGCUGCUAGCAAUGAGUUUUUUCUACUUAACAAUGAAGACUUCUUCUGGAAUGAUUUACAGGUAGCUACUGGUGAAUCUUAUUUGAGCAUAACAGAAUACGAAGAAAGUUUAUUGAGUUUCUAUUUAAGUGUUGCAGAUAGAGUACCUUUACCAUCAAUGAAAUGGACACGCACUGUGAAUGGAACACACGGCAUCAUUCAUGCUGUCAUUGAUUUCAGUGCUGGAAGACCGAAACCGGCAAUUGUUACUGCUUAUCAAGCUCGUACUAGGGAUACUUUGAAACGUGAUUUUCGACGAGCAAAACUUGAUCAAACUUAUGGGAACGUUGUUUUUAAUCCUAUCAUAUGGACAAAUACAGCUGUUCAAUUCGAGGAACAAAUUGGUUCAACUAUUUCCUAUUCACUUAUAGUUUCUAUUCCAACAGAUGGUUAUUGGAUUGCUGCUCUUCUUCAGGCUUCAUUCUCUGGACGUGAAGGUACAACAUUAAAAUAA
Rotaria sordida is the source of this 552-nucleotide messenger RNA. NCBI's taxonomy places the organism in Eukaryota, Metazoa, Rotifera, Eurotatoria, Philodinida, Philodinidae. The record is from the annotation of a GenBank genome assembly.